Lagenorhynchus albirostris (white-beaked dolphin) is the source of this 1635-nucleotide messenger RNA. It is a transcript of the gene FOXH1, whose product is annotated as forkhead box H1. The transcript has 3 exons. NCBI's taxonomy places the organism in Eukaryota, Metazoa, Chordata, Mammalia, Artiodactyla, Delphinidae. Gene Ontology annotation, molecular function: sequence-specific DNA binding; DNA-binding transcription factor activity. Bases 16 to 1098 code for a protein of 360 amino acids. The record is from RefSeq and is a predicted model, not a curated record. Gene Ontology annotation, biological process: regulation of DNA-templated transcription.
GCCUGCUUCCUCUGCAUGGGGCCCUGCAGCAACCCCCGCCUGGGGCUCCCCGGGGGGGAGUCGCCCUCCCAGCACCCCCAGAGGAGGAAGAAGAGAUACCUGCGGCAUGACAAGCCCCCCUACACCUACUUGGCCAUGAUCGCCCUGGUGAUCCAGGCCGCACCCUCCCGCAGGCUGAAGCUGGCCCAGAUCAUCCGUCAGGUCCAGGCCGUGUUCCCCUUCUUCAGGGACGAUUACGAGGGCUGGAAAGACUCCAUCCGCCACAACCUCUCCUCCAACCGGUGCUUCCGCAAGGUGCCCAAAGAUCCCGCGAAGCCCCAGGCCAAGGGCAACUUCUGGGCGGUCGACGUGAGCCUGAUCCCAGCCGAGGCGCUGCGGCUGCAGAACACGGCCCUGUGCAGGCGCUGGCAGAGCAGGGGCGCCAGGGGAGCCUUCGCCAAGGACCUGGGCCCCUAUGUGCUGCAUGGCCGGCCCUACCGGCCGCCCAGUCCCCAGCCGCCGCCCCGCGAGGGCUUCAGCAUAAAGUCUCUGCUAGGGGACUCCGGGGAGGGGGCGCCGCCGAGCAGCCCAAGUCGGUCAGGCUCAGUUCGCAUAGGGGAGGAAGAGGCACCCACUCCAGUCCCCACCUCUGAGAGGCCUCUGUGGCCCGUCUGCCCCCUUCCAGGGUCCCUGAGAGCAGAAGGGGAGACUUCCCAGGGGGGAAACAGCAGGCCCUCGCCCCUCUCCCCUGAACCCAGAGCCUGGCCCCUGCACUUACUGCAGGGUACCCCAGGCCCUGGGGGACUCCCUGGUGGAAGCCACAGGGCCUCGCUUUGGGGGCAGCUACCUACCUCCUACUUGCCCAUUUACACUCCCAACGUGGUGAUGCCAUUUGCCCCACUGCCACCCACCUCCUGCCCCCGGUGCCCCCCCUCAACCAGCACAAGCUAUUGGGGGGUGGUCCCUGAAACCCAUGGCCCCCCAAGGCUGCUCUGGGAUCUAGAUGCCCUCUUCCAGGGGGUGCCACCCAACAAAAGCAUCUAUGAUGCGUGGGUUAGCCACCCCCGAGACCUGGCUGCCCCUACCCCAGGCUGGCUACUCUCCUGGUACAGCCUGUGAGGCUCCCAGGGCAGGGGCUGCUUUCCUCUCCCACCCUCUCCUGCCACCCUUAGGCCUGUUGAGGGGAAACUAAGGGAUGUGUGGCUCCGCCUUGAGACACGAGGUACCAGCCGUGCUGAGAAUCCGCGUGUUUAUUGGACACUCCCGAAGAGCUAUGGCCCAGCUGGGCACCACCGCAGCCCUGAUGGUCAGUCAUGCCUCUCUUACCCCGAGAGGCAAGGCUGGAAGGAACAGGGCUGUGCUUGAAGUAGCCCUUCCUGUCCCCUUCCUGGUCCCACCUUCUCCAGCCCUCUGUCCAUCUAUCCAUCCAUCCAUCCAUCCAUCACCAUCUGUCACUUCCCCUCCCUGGCUCCGGGCUGGGGGAGGGUAGACCUGAUGACCACCCCAGCCGCUCCAUCCCUAAGUCCUGUCCCCCCUCCACUGUUGGCUGGCAAGGAGGUAGCACCUUUGGGGGGAGGGGACGGAGAAUGGAGACCCUACCUGGUUUUGGUGGUGGUAGUGGGGAAGAUAAGAGUAAAGGAACAAACGACAUUUUAA